This is a messenger RNA of Plasmodium vinckei vinckei, 9951 nucleotides long. Its product is annotated as conserved Plasmodium protein, unknown function. The transcript is spliced from 4 exons. NCBI's taxonomy places the organism in Eukaryota, Apicomplexa, Aconoidasida, Haemosporida, Plasmodiidae. The record is from RefSeq and is a predicted model, not a curated record. The coding region runs from base 1 to 9951 and encodes 3316 amino acids.
AUGUUUUUUUCAAAAGAGAGGCGAGAAAAUGAGGAAGAUGGGAAACGAAGUUCAGGAACGAAAAAUAUGUCACAUCAUAAGAAUAAAAAAUAUGUAAGGAAUUUAAAACAACCAUUAUAUAAUAAUAAAUAUAUUAAUAAAUUUCAAAAAAGAAAUAAAGAUUUAAAAACAAAAAGGGGAGGUAAUCCUAAUUAUGUAUAUAACAAUGCAUCAACAGAUAUAAACAAUAAUAAUAAAUCUAACCAAUUCUAUUUCAAUAAAAAUCUAAUAAAUAGAAAUAAUAAAGAAACACAAAACAGAACAAAUGUAUAUAAAAAAAAUUAUUUUAAUAAUGAUAAUAUUAAUUAUAACAGUUUAAUAAAUGCUCAAACACCAGUUUGUUCUAUACAUAUAGACAAAACAGAUGAAGAAAUAAAAAAACAACUACAAUAUAGUGAAAACCUUAAUUCACCAAAAUACAAUAAUUCAAACAAUGACUCUAUAAAUGAGGCAUCAAAUUUUGAUUACCCAACAUUUGUCGAAGAAAUAUUAUUUACAACCAACAUAGUUUUAUUUACAGGAAUACUUAUUUUACCAACAAGUGAUAAAAUAUUUCAUAAUUCAGAUUUUGAAGGAAAAACAAAUCCACUACCUAAUGAAUGCAAUUUAAAUAUUUAUAUAAAUAUUGUUAAUAAAUAUGAUUCUCAAUAUUUUAAACAAUUAUUUCCUGUCUCUUAUAAUUUUAAAGGCAGACUUUUUUAUGCAGUCUCUGAUAAUAAUUCGGGUGUUGACUCAACAUUAUUAAUUGAUAAAAUUAUUAUAAAGGGAAAUUUUAAAACUCUUUCUCUCAUAGUUUUGGGUCAAUCCGAAGAAAUCAAUGAACCGUUAAGAUACCAUCGUGAAAACCUCUAUGACAUAAACAUGAAAACCAAAAUUAACGAAGCAACAGUGGAUGUUGAAAAUGUUGAAGCAGAAAAAGAUGAUAUAUAUUCUCCUAAAAAACCUGUAUAUAUAAAGACUUAUAAUAUAGCCAAUUUAAUGGAAGAAAAUUAUGACUUUGAAAAAAAACAUUCAAUUAAUAAUCAUAAAAAUUAUGACAAUAGUCAAAUAGAUGAACUAAAUGAAUUAUCAACUUUUUCAAAUAUAUUGGAAGAGGAUUUUGUUAGAAAUAAUGUUCAUCAAAUAAAUAAAAAUAAAAAAAAUGACAAUGAAAAUAAUAACAGUAACAAUAUUGAUGAUAAUUCCAAACCUAGUGAAAAUGAAAAAGCAGAAGAAAAUGCAAAUAAAUCGGAUCAGGAUGAUCUAGAUAAAUCAUGGGCAUCAGAUUUAAGUGACUCAUCAACAGAAACUGAUAAUAAUCAAUUUAUUCCUCCAGAUAAUGAAUUAAUUAUAAAAAUUUUAAAUUGUUUAACAAAUUUAUAUAAAAAAAAAAAAGAAAUAAACAGAAAUGAUUUACCAUUAUAUAAAAAAAUAAUUAAAUAUGGAGCAAUGUGGUUAUUUUAUAUAUAUAAAAAUAUUAAAGCGGAUGAAGAUAAUUUUUUAUUUAAUUAUUCAAAUUACACACAAAUAAAAAUAUGUGAUAUAUUAGGAUGUUUAUUAGUUUUAAGAAGAAUUGCUUUAUAUCCAAAUUUAGCAAAAUAUAUAAUACACCUUCAAGUUAAUUCAAAUUUAAUUCAAAUUGAUCGUAAACAUCCCCACAUUCUUAUUUAUUUAAUUGACAUCCUUAGCAUUGAUGGCGUUUAUUUUUUGUCUUCCUGGAAAAUUAAAACGUCCAUAUUAAAAACUAUCAUUGCAUUAAUAUCGGAUUAUUAUGUUAUGAAUCUUUUCUGUAAUUAUGUGGAUGAAAAUAAUGAAACCUUGUACACAAAGCUACUUGCUUUAUCUUCCAACAAAAAAAUGAAAAGAUAUAACAUAAAAAGGCUACUUGGAAUAAUAAUGUGUAGAGUUAAACUUUAUGAUGAAAUAAAUAAAUUUGAGAACAGCGUUAUGGAUAUAAUAACUCAUAGAGAGGAUUAUAAAAAUAGUCUUUUUAAUGAAAAUAUAAUUUCUAAAUUAAUUUACGAAUUAAAAAAUAUACAUAAAGAAUUAUAUCAACAUUCUUGUAAUCCUGAAAGCAAAAAUAGCUGUUAUGAUAUUUUUUAUGAAAAUGAAAUAUUUAUUAAUGAAGAAAAUGAACAAAAUUAUAACUAUUAUUACACAUAUAAAUUGCAUAAUUAUAUGCUAUCCUACUUAGAAAAAAGUCAAUUUUUUAACAUGUUUUUGUACAUUUUAAAAGAGUUUGAAAAACAUAUAAAAAACAUAUUAUUUUUAAAUUCGUAUGAUAUAUCUUUUAUUACAACUCUCAAUGAUUUUAUAUUUUAUCUCCUGAACUGUUCAGGUGGAAUAAAUUUAUUAGUCAAUUAUAAUAUAGAAAUGUAUAAAAAAACGUACAUAAAUAUUUGUCUAAUUAUAAAUAAAAAAAUGAAACAAUUGAACAGUAAUAUAAAUAAUAAAAAUGAGCAAGGCGAAGAUGCCGACGAAAAUGAUAAAAAUUCAAUCAAUAAUAAUAACGAAAAUUUUACAAAUAUUAAUGAAGAAAAUAAUUCCAACCAAAAUAAUGAUAGUGAAAAAGAACAAGGUGAAAACGAGUCUAACAAUAAUUAUGAUUAUGAUGACCCAUAUAAUGAAAAUAAACAAAAUAAUAUAAAUGACAACAUAAAUCAAAUGAAAAAUUCAGGAGAUCCAGAAUAUAUAUCCCCUGAAAAUAAUAAUUCUACAUUUAUUCAAAACAAAAAAGAUGAAGAUCUAAAUAAAGAAACAAUUAACAAUUUGAAUGAAAAAAAAGAAAAAAAAAUUUUAUAUAAUGAAAAGAAUUUUUUUUAUGACAACUUAAAAUGUAUAUAUACAUAUAAUGACAUUUUAAGAAAUAAAGAUAUUUCAGAUAUAUAUUAUUUAAAUGGAUAUAAUUAUAAAGAUAUGAAAAAUACUCGUAAUUCUUGUUCAUAUGUUUUAUGCUCUAUAAUAGCAUUUUAUAAAUCAAAUUUAUUAAUUAAUAAUUUUUUUAAAUCAGAAGAAAAUAUUUCACUAGAUUAUUUAAAAAUGUUUAGUGUCCUUUCUGCAUAUCCACUAUUUAAAUCGGCUAUGUGUAAUAAUACAAACAUUUUAAACUUUUUAAUACACCUCACACAUUUGUUAUACUAUUUUAUUUAUUUGGAAAAACAAUAUGAAGAAAGCAAUCCAUCAAACUCUCAAACUAUUAAGUUAAAGAAGAAUGCAAAGGAUGGAAAUACCAACUCUACGAACUUUUUUGUGCCCAAUCAACUAGACAAAUCCGAAACCAAUUUGAUGUUGAAAAGUGGCAAAAAUAAAUUUCACAAAAAAAUUUCCAAUGAAUAUAUUUUAGUAGCUAUUAAAUAUAUUUUAAGUAUAAUUUAUAAUUUAAUAUUUUAUGACAAUUCAGGAUAUUUUAUUUUUCAUUCUGGAUACUCGAUUUUUGUAUGUUUAGAAGAAAUUAAAAAUUUAACUGGUGAAAUUAAAAAAAAUAAAGACUAUUAUUUUGGUACAUUAAAUUGUAAAAAUUUAAAUAAAUUUUUUUUAAAGGAUUAUAUAAGUAAUGAUAAAAUUCUUUUUAAAAAAUAUUUUAUAAUGUAUGAAAAUUUAAAAGGUCUUUAUACAGAUUUAUAUAAAUAUGAAAAACAAAAAUUUAAUGAAAUGGACAUACAAAAAAGAAAAGAUAUCCAUAAAAAUGCAAUGCUCGAAUUUUUACGUAAAUAUGACAAGUCAUCAGCUAGCGAAGAAAAUAAUAAAUAUUCUAAUUCUAUCCUGAUUGAUAACAUUUUAUCAGUAUAUCAAGAGAAUCCAUUUUUUAAUUUCCUUCCACUAAAAUCGUGCUAUACCCCAAAUGUUUGUAAAAUUAUUGAAGCCUUGAGAAUUGAAAAAGAUAAAUAUAUUUUAAAAAAAUCGAAAGAAUUAAAUAACUAUAAUUGCAAAUUAAACAAUGAUAUAUAUAUAAGUAAUUCUUCAAAAAGUUGUACUAGAUUAGGGACAAAUAUAAAUGACCAAUAUAUAGAAUUGCUAGAAGAAUUUGAUGAUAACAUUAUUAACACUAUUAAUUCAAGUAGUACAAUAGCUGGAAUUGAUACUACAAAUCCUAAUAUAAAUCCCUUAUCUAUUCUUCCUACUGUUUCAACAAUUUCAAGUCGUGGAAAUAAUGCAAAUACCAAGAUAGGGUAUUACCCCAUUUUACCUCUAAACUUGUUAUAUUAUUACAUGAACCUAUGUCCCAAUAUCAGUUAUUUUUCUAAUCUAUACAAAAUUGAUAGUGAAAAUGAAUCACAACAUGAUGAGAGCGAAUAUAAUGAGAAUGUAGAAAAGGAGGAUAUACAAGAUGAUGAUAUAAAUAAUGAAAACAAUAAAUAUGGUUUAUUUUUUUAUGACAAUUUGAUAUAUAAUAAUUAUAUAUGUGUUAAAAAUUGUAAAUUAGAUGAAAAAAAUCAACCAAUUGCUAGCCAAACAAAUUCUCCAAAAUUUUCUCAUCAACCAAAUAGCCAUUUUUUUAACGAGAUUGAUAAAAAUUAUAAAAAAGCAGAAUAUUAUUUAAAAUCAAUAAAUUAUAUAAAUAAAUAUGAUGAGAAUAAUUAUAAAAAUAUAGGAUCACAAAUAUAUCUAGCUAAUAAUCUUGAAUUUAUAAUAAAAUUAAUUAAUAAAAGUAUAUUUUUUUUAAAUAUUAAUACCUUAAAAUUAGCCCUAAUUAAUUUCAAUAAAUUAAGUGGUAGAAAUCUUUGUAAGAUAAUAAAAAAUCGUUUAAAAACAUUAGAUUUUGUAAAAAGUAUUUUAAAUGUUCUUUUUAAUUUUUUUUAUAAUUUAACUGCAAUAUCAAAAUAUCAAACAAUAGCUAUGUUAAAGUCAUAUAGAAAUCACGAACUAUUUUAUUCUCUUUUAUAUUUACUAAAUAAAUUACUUAGCUUUAAUGAUUGGAUAGGAUCAAAUAAUAUAUCAGAAUAUAAUCAUCAUAGUUCUAUAUUUACUUUAAGAUAUAAUAUCAUAUACAUUUUAAGAAUAUUUUAUUUAUGGUUUAAUAAUACAUCAGAUAAUCAAUCAUUUCUUUUACGUUCAAUUUUAAGGUAUACUAGAAUUUUACCUUCGUUUAAUGUUUCAGGAAUGUUAUUAUUAUUAAUUUUUUUUGAUUUUAAAAACAUUUUUCCAGAAUAUAUUUAUUCUUUUUAUUUGUCUAAAAAUCUAAAAAAUAUUUGUUAUGACAAUAGUACAUCUACUAGCCAAUAUGAUGAUUCACAAAUAGACAAACCUGAUUCGGAAGAUUCAGAAAUAUUUGAUUCCCCUUUUGAAAGUGAAACAGAUGCACAAUACUUUCAAAGUAGUUCCAAUGAAGGUUCGGAAAAUGAAGACAUCCUAAAUACAGUAGCCUCUAAAAAGAGCCAAGUAAACGAUGACAAGGCAAAGAAAACAAGAAAGGGAAGACCAAAAAAAACAAAAAAUAAAAAAGGCACUAACACUAGUGAUGAAGAAAAUAAUGUAACUAACCAACCAGACGAAAAUGCAAAUAAUUUAUCAACCUAUGAUGGAGAAGAAAUAAAUAAAUUCAAAUUAGAACUUAUUAAUAAUUAUGAAAAUUUGGAAAAUCGUCUCUUUGAAAAAAGUGAAAAUUUAAAUGAUGAAACAAAUUCAAAUAAAGAUAAUAGAUACGAAUUUUCUAACUAUUCUAAAAUGUUGAAUAAUAAUUAUACAGGACUUUAUAGUGACACUGAAGCAGAUAAUGAAAAAUCGGAUACAGACAAUGAAAGUUCCAAAGAUGAAAAUUUUGAUUUUACAGAACAAAAUAAAUAUGGAGAAGACGAUAUAAAUAAUAAUGGAUUAAAUAAAAAAAAGUUAGAACAAAUUAUUUUAUAUUGUAAAAUUGAAGAUCCAUAUAAUGUCUCAAAUAGUACAGGAACAAACACAAACAAUACAAUAGAAAAUGAUAGAAAUAAUAUAGAUAAAGAUAAACAAAUGCUUUAUAUGUGUUGCUCUAUAAAUACUACAAAACGCAUAAUUAAUGAUCAAUUUUCAAAGGAGUAUCGAAUUUUAAAUUUAAAUUUUGCAGAGGAUGAAUAUGAAAACACAUUUUAUUUCACAAAUUAUCAUAAUCGAAUUACAAAUAAUUAUUUAUCCUAUAUAGGAAAUUUAAAUAUAAAUUUUACAGACAUUAAAGAUGUAAAUGCUCAAAAAAGUGCAAACCUUAUUAAUAUAGAAAUUGAAAAUUCAUUAAUCCCCCCACCACCAAAUACAAUAGACCCAACUAAAAAUAUUCACACCUCUCUAGACAAUAGUAUGUAUAAAAAUUAUAUUGGCAAUAGUACACGGGGUAUUUCAUUUUUAUCUUCCAUAAAGGGGUCUAUAAAAAAAGGUAAAAACAGGUUUGAUAAUAGCGAUAUUUCUAACAACCAAAUAAGUCCAUACCCUAUACAAAACUUCUUAAUAGAUAACGAAGUAGAUAAUGUAGAAAAUAUUUUUAAUGCCUUAAGGAAUGAUGAACAUAUAUAUGAUGAACAUAUAAAUAUUAGAUAUUUAAAAAAAAAAGAAAAAGAAAAAGUAAUUUUAAUAAAAAAAGAAUUAAAAAAUAGAGAAUAUAUAAAUUUCGAAGAUAUAUGUGAUUAUAUUAAUUUUAUACUUCGAAUAGGAAAAAGUAAUAAUGUAAUAUCUAGAUGUUUAAGUGCCCAUUGUUGUGUUGUAUUUAUAAAUCAUAGAAUACCAAUUUUUUCAAUUUUAUUUAAACAUAUUGAAGAUGUAAUAUCCAAUUUAAUUUCAAUAAGUUUGCUUAAUCAAAAUGAAGACGAUGAUAAUAAUACAACAAUAUGCAUGAAUAAAAUUAAUUACUUUUCUUUUUACUCAUAUAAUAAUAGUCAAUCAAAUAGUAUAUACUAUACAUAUAAUCAAGAGUUAUAUAUAUUAAAGGAAUUAUGUAACUUAUUUUGUUUUGUACUUGAUAUUUUAAAAAUUUGUUUUUUUAAUAAUUAUAAAAAUAGCUAUAAUAAAUUAAUUAAAAUUUUAUAUUUACCAUCUAACAAAUUAUUAAAUAUAAUUCAAAAUCUCAUUAUCAAACUUAAAAAUAUUUUCCCACAAGAAUUAAUCAGAUUUAUUAUUAAAAUUACAGCCACUAUAUUUCAAGGAUAUAUAUAUAUUUUUUUCCUAUACUUCACAAAGCAUGCUGUCAUGUAUAACGAAUUUUCUUCCAUACCUACAAACAAGCAAAGCAAUGCACAUUGUCAAAGUGGCAAGACAGACACUUUGUUUAUUCAUAGAGAUAUUUUUAUUAAUGAAAAACAAAAUGCAUUUUUACGCUCACAAGAAGGGAACACACUAAAUGAAUCAGAAAAUGACCAAGCCGAAUCCGAAACAAAAGCAAAUAAUAAAGUGCAAGAGCAUAAACAAGUUUUCUUUUCAUGCCCUAACUAUAUAAAAUAUAUAAAAUUUUUUUUUAAAUAUUAUUUUGAUCUAAUUAAUACAAAAAAUAUUGUUAAUAAUAAUAAUAAAGAUAUAAUUUAUAAAUAUUCAGGUUAUAUUAAUUUAAAAACAGUUACUAUGUCCUUAUCUACAAUUUAUGAAAUUAUCAAAAAUAAAGUUAUAUAUUUUUUCAUAUUUUUUAAAGUUGAAAAAAAAUUAGAAAAUCUUUUCUUCAAAUAUAUUCAAACACAUAAAGACCAAAACAAAAUUGUUACACUAUUUACAAAAGUUAAUAAUCAAUCUGUUCAAAUUGAUCAAUUAGAUAAGUUAUAUGAUAAAGAAAAUGAUUAUAUCCAUACCUUUAAUUUUUUUUUAAAGCUUAAUAAACAUAUAAACAUAUCCAAUUUAAUUGAAUUUUUCUCAUUUUAUUUUGAUAUUAUUCAAGAUAGCUCCAAUAAAAAUUCAUAUAAAAUAAUCGAAUUAUAUGAAUACUUAAAUAUUAUAGAUAUUAUAUUAAAUAUAGUUAUACAAAUUAUUAAUUACAAUUUUAAUUCACUCUUCAUACUUAUACACCUUUUUCAAAAUAAUGAUCAACAGUCAAUCAAAUUAUUAAAUCGAAUAAAUCAAAUGUAUAAAAUUUGCAAAAUCGAAGACGAUCAAAAAGAUAUUUACACUAAUCUAGAUGUAAAAAAAUACAGACAAAAAUAUUUUAAGUCUUUAUGUAAAUUUGCUAAGUAUAUACUAAAUUUUAAAAGAAAUUUUUUAACCUCAUUAUUGAAUACUUUACGUAAUUUACAUCAAUUUAUUUUAAACACAUCUAACCAAACAACUCAAAAUAAACCCAAUUCAGAAUCCACUUCAAACGUAGAACCCGAUUUAGUCAACCCUCAAAAUGAUACAGAAAAUGUAAUAGAUAAAGAUAAAAGUAAUUCUCUUAUUAUUUUUGCAAAUUCAAUUUUAACUAUUAUAAAUAAGUUAGAACAUAUUAAAACAAAAGUACUAAAUUUAGAUACAGCAUAUAUUCCAAACAUUACGUUUAAAAAUUUUAUUUUAUUUAUUUGUUAUGACCUUGACGAGUUACAUAAUUUAUAUAAAGAAGAAUCCGUAAAAAGAAAAACAGAAUUUGAUUCGGUUCCAAAUGAAAAUGAUGACUCAGUUGGCGUGUUGAAAAGAAGGAAGAUGGACGAGGCAGGAAAUGAAGAAGCAGAAAAUGAAGAAGCAGAAAAUGAUGAAGCAGAAAAUGAUGAAGCAGAAAAUGAUGAGGUUGAAAAUGAAGAAGUAGACGAUAACAAGGAGGAGGGAACUGCCAAUUUAACAGAGUGUAAUGAUAAACCUGAAGAAGGUUAUACAUUGACAAAAAAUUACUCGUUUUAUUUUGAAAAAAUGUAUAAUGAAAAAGAUUUUAUGAUAAAUAACAGAUCCUUAUUUAAUAAGUUAUGUGAAGUUUUUUAUUCAAAAUUUUUUUUAAAUAAAGUAACAAAAGCAUAUGAAUCCCAUCAGCAUUUAGAUAAUAAUUAUUUAACUACUAUAAAAAAUAUUAACCUUAGUAAUUUCAAUCCAUCUCUUAAUAAAAAGCUAUAUGAUUAUUCUUCUCAUUUAUUUUCUGAUAUAUUGUCAAAAAUAUAUUUAUAUGAAAAUGAUGAAGAUAAAAAAAGUUUUACAUUAUUUAAUUUAUCACAACAAAAUAAAUCAAAAGAAAUUGAUCAAACACAUUCUUUAUAUAAUUAUAUUAAUAUAUUAAAAGAAGAAUAUAAUAAAAUUCAAAAAAAAAAAAAUGAAUUACUAUCUCUACAAUUAUCUCAAGCAAAAACUAAACAAUAUAAUAAAAGGACUGAUAAAAAUGCUUUUGACGACCACUUUAGAAAUAGAAAAACCAUAUCCUCUAGGGCCCCUUCAAAACAUGUUGAUGAUUAUGAAGCAGAAAAAGCUAAUGCAAAUCAAACAACAACAAAUAAUGAAAAUGAAAAUGAACAAAAUGAUGAAAAUAAACAAAUAAGUGGUGAACAACCUGAACAAGCUAUUGGUGAAAAUUUAGCUAGCCAAGAAAAAAAAAAUAAUUCAAAUAUGUUUAGAAAUUCUAGUCUUUCUAAUUCUGGAGAUAUGGAAGGAAAUCAUAUGAACAAUUUUAAUGAGGAUGAUAAUUUUGGAAAAAAUCAAAAAAAAAUACAAAAAAAAAAUAUUAAUUAUUCAGCUAAAACAAAUAUAAAUGAUUAUAAUAAUGACGAGGAAAAUGAAAACAUGAAUGAAAUAGAUGAAAAUAAUCCAUAUAAUAAUAAUGAAGCAACUUAUCAAAAUACACAAAACGCAUCUGACACUAAUGAAUCACUAAAUAAAGCAUCACAAUUUGAAGACUGUACAUGUUAUAAAUUUAAUUUAUUAGGAUGGAAAGAAUUUUCAGAAGAUGGCCAUAAAAAUGAUUUAGAUGUUUGCAAAAUUGUUAAUAAACCAACACUAUUAAAAGAUCCAAGAAUAAAAAUGAAAUUUCUUAGAAUUUUAGAUAGACACAAAAAUAUUAAAGACAUUUUUAAAAAAUUAGGUGUCGAUAUAAAAUAA